CCCGCGCGCGCGUUCCGGGAAACGGCGGCGGCUGCCGGGAAGGGACCGGGGCGGCAUCGGGACCACACCGGGACCGUCCGAGGGCGACACGGUCCGGACCGGGACACGCUGCGAGCAGCACCGGGGCCCGCACGGGCCCCCGGGACUGCCCGGAACCACCGGCGGGAAGAACCGGGAGCAGGAGCGGGAGCCAGCAGGACAGACCGAGACCCACCGGACACAGCAGAACCCACCGGUCCCCGUGUCCCCGAUGCUGUCUCCCCCAUUCGCCGGCUCCUGGCCCUGCUGGGCCCCGAGCGCGGGCGAUGGACGCUGGUGGGGAGCUGAUGUCGGCUUCGGCUCUCGGUGAGGUGGCCGCCCCCUAUUUCACCGGCCGGGUCACCGACAGGGUGGCACAGGACGAGGAGCCCGCGGGCGCCGUGGGGCCCCUGCUGCUGGUGGGGCUCGCCAGCGCGCUGUCGGAGCUCGCCUGCGACUCGGCGGCGGCGCUGGCGCUGUCGCGGGCGCGGGCGCGGCUGCAGCGCGGCGCGGUGGCCGCGGUGCUGCGCGGGGACGUGCCCGGCGUUGGCCUGGGGGACACGGCGGGCGCGGUGGCGGCGCGGGUGACCGGGGACGCGGAGGCGGCGCACGCGGCGCUGGCGGACGCGCUGGUGCCGGCGCUGUGGGCGCUGGCGCGGGCGCUGGCGCUGCUGGCGGCCGUGGCCUGGCUGUCGCCGGCGCUGGGGCUGCUGACGGCGCUGGCGCUGCCGCUGCUGCUGCUGCUGCCGCGCGCCGUGGCCCGGGUGCAGCAGGAGCUGGCCCGGCAGGUGCGCGCGGCCCAGGCCGGCACCACGGCGGUGGCCCUGGAGGCGCUGGGGGCCAUGGGGACAGUUCGGGCCUUCGGCCACGAGGGCGGCGCCACCGAGCGCGUCCGGCGCCACCUGGCACAGGGACACCGGCUGGAGCAGCGCGAGGCGCUGGCCUACGCGGCCGGGCUGUGGGCCAGCGGGUUCCCUGCCCUGGCCCUGAAGCUGGCGCUGCUCUUCCUGGGGGGACGCUUGGUGGCCGCGGGCAGUGUCACCCGCGGCGAGCUUGUCACCGUCCUCAUGUGCCAGCUGAGCUUCACCCGCGCCAUGGAGGUGACAAACGUGGCCUGGGCGUGUCCCCGGCGUGUCCUGUCUCGUCCCCACUCUGUCCCCAACCCCGCUCCCUGUGUCACCUCACCAUGUCCCCACGUGCUCACGGUGAUGUCCCCAUGUUCUCCUGCCUGUGUCCCUGUCUCCUGUGUCCCCAAUGUCCCUUGUGUCCCCCAGGCCAUGCCAUCACUCCCCCACGUCCCCAUGUCCCCAAUGUCCCUUGUGUCCCCAGGCCAUGCCAUAGCUCCCCCGUGUCCCACUGUCUCCUGUGUCCCAAUCCAGUGGCACCCCAGGCCACCGUCACCUGUGCCACCCCGGGGCUGUGACACCGCGGGCACGCCGGGGCUGUGCCUCAAGGACGUCUGGAUGUCCUACCCGGGGCGCUCCGAGCCCGUCCUCAAGGGGGUGUCGCUGUCGCUGCGCCCCGGCGAGACCCUGGCCGUGCUGGCGCCCCCUGGCGGCGGGAAGAGCUCCCUGGCGGCGGCGGCGCUGGGGCUGCGCCCCCUGGCGGCCGGGACGGUGCUGCUCAACGGGACCCCCCUGAACCCGCGCUCGGAGCCCGCGCUGCGCGAGAAGGUGGCCGGUGUCCUGCAGAGCCCGUCGCUGCUGUCCCGGACCCUCAGUGCCAACAUCCGCCUGGGUUGGGGACACAGGGAGGGGACAGCGGUGGUGGCGGCGGCGCGGCGCGCGGGGGUGCACGACUGGGCGCAGCACCUGCCGCAGGGCUACGACACAGGCGUGGGUCCCCGCGGGCUGCAGCUCUCGGGGGGACAGGCGCAGGGGGUGGCACUGUCCCCACACUGCGUGGUCCCGCGGCUGCAGCUCUCGGGGGCAGGCCAGUGGGUGCACUGUCCCAUGGUCCCCUGGCCCGGUCUGUUGGUGACAGCGAGGGUGGCCCUGGCACGGCUGGCACCGAGGGUGGCACUGCUGGAGGGGGGGCGGCUGCGGGGCUGGCAGGGGUUCCCCCCGCUGUUGUUGUGGCUGCCGGCGCUGUGA
Molecule: messenger RNA, 2111 nt
Organism: Zonotrichia leucophrys gambelii
Lineage: Eukaryota; Metazoa; Chordata; Aves; Passeriformes; Passerellidae
Product: antigen peptide transporter 1-like
Exons: 12
Coding region: 306-2111 (601 amino acids)
Biological process (GO): oligopeptide export from mitochondrion
Cellular component (GO): mitochondrial inner membrane
Molecular function (GO): ABC-type oligopeptide transporter activity; ATP binding; ATP hydrolysis activity
Source: RefSeq, a predicted model, not a curated record